Messenger RNA from Anneissia japonica, 2714 nucleotides. RefSeq lists its product as uncharacterized. The transcript has 3 exons. Bases 1665 to 2294 code for a protein of 209 amino acids. The record is from RefSeq and is a predicted model, not a curated record. Lineage: Eukaryota; Metazoa; Echinodermata; Crinoidea; Comatulida; Comatulidae.
AUCUAAUAUUGAUCACACGUCAUCUCCGCACUUGCGUGGUUUGGCGCGACAACAAGUUUGCGUGAUGAAGGCAGCUUCCAAUAUACCAGUCUAAGGUACCUAGUGGAAAGCUUGUAUUGCUCGCAUUGGUAUAUACAGAAUAUCUGUUUAAACAUAUAAAGGCUGAGAAUAACGAUAUUUAAUUUAGUAGUGAAAGUGUUUGUUGUAUUCCGGGAUAUUAUGUAAAUAGCAACUUUUUAAAAGUAUUAGCAUUAUUGUACCACGUGACUGAUCACGUUACUUGAUUUAUCAGAAUUGAAGAUUAUAUGUACAUUACAGAUUUGCUUCGUGUGAUUUCAAUAAAGAUAUGUAUAUAUGUAUAACAAAUAGUCCAUUUUUAUUUAUACUUAUUCCGUGUCAAUUCUUUAGAACUAUUAAAUAUGAACUAUAUGUUAAAUGAAGUCAAUGACAAUCGAAUCCAAUUUUCUAUGCGCCAAAGGCGAGAGAGUGAUUAGAUAAUAUAAUAUAAAUAUAAAAGCAUGGGCGGGGUGGGGGGGGGGACAGUACUGUUCAAAUAAUACGAACUACAUUAAAUGAAAUUAGAUGGUAAAUGAAAUCGAAUCAAUAUCAUAUAGUUUCUGUGUGACAUGGUAGGUGAGAGUGAUUAGAGGAACAGUACUGACCUGGGCUAUACCUGAGAUAUAGUGCGAUGGAAAUCAGUCAAGUCGCCCCUAACAAUUAAAGUUGCUACCUAGGAAAGCCGCCCCUUACAGACUAGACCCUUACAAGCUCAGCUUCUUAACUUUCUCCUGAACAUACAAAGUAAUCCCAAAGUCGCCACCUAACCAACUUAAACAACUAAAACACUCGUCCAAAAUCAAUGUUCGUAUUUAAGUCUUUCUUUGUAUAUCUGCAAAUAUUCUUUUAAACCUCUACUGUCUAUGAAUUUUUUCCAAGAAUGUUGAUUUCUCUCCAGUAUGUAUCCGCAAAUGCUCCUUAAUGUUCCUAAGUUUCUUUCCACAAAUUUCACAUUCUUUUAUAAUGUCUCCUCUGUGUCUAAUUAUCCACAAAGUCUUUUAAAAUGUAAACUGUUUUUAAUUUUUUUAAAACUAUGUUUACAUUUAAAUUGUUCUUCGCUUGUGUGCAUUAUCAAAUUAUUAUUGGAAAGCACACGGCCACUGAGGAAAUAUUGAAUAAUAAUUUUUUUUUAAAUUCUUCCCACAUACACAGUCCUGUAUUAGGGCCUAUAUUAAUAACUUAUAAAAAAUAAUUUGUACAAUUUACAACAAUGCAAUUCCGAGAGUGACGAAGGUCAGUCUUUCACACAAAUAAAUGAUAAGCCUGAACUUUAUCUUGGCCUGGCCGGGUAAUAAAUCGAUUUAGAAUCAUAUUGUUUUCCUCAAAUCAGACCGUAAUUGACAAGAAUAACUUGAAAUUAUGUUUGUCGUACAGUGAGUAUAGACAGAAUGUAAAGAACACAUUCUGCAUUAAUUGGAAAGUUGAAAGCAUUACUGAAUUUUUAGAUUAUUGGGAACUGCCAACAUAUGACUUCGUUGAACUGAAAACUUGUGUCCGCAUAGUCCUUGUCAGAAUUGUAGGCUUUGCCGAGAUAGAGACGUUUCAUCGCGUCGUCGUUGUGAAAAAAUCGCGUCGGCACUGCGUUUUAGUCUAGCUUUACUGUAGUAAUGUCAGAGUCAGAUAGAUCUUUCCUUGUAGGUAACCCUAUCCAAGGGAGCACCAGAAGUUCGUGUGAGGCACAGACUGAAUCAACCGACGUGGUUAGUGACGGAACAGACGGUCUAGGCUCAGUGGCUAGCCUAUUAAAUGCUAUCGCAAACGCAGGGGCAUCAGUCCUUCGAAUAUCAAAUACAGCCCGAAGGUAUCCUGAACAAUUCAACUCGUUGGAACAACGGACAAAACGGGUUCUUAUGGUGCUUAUAGAACUUAAAGUGGAGUUUGAAAAUAACGAAUUGGCAAAGAAGGUUUUAGAGGACAUCAGGUCGAAUCUUAUAAGUGCGGAGGAUUUUUUACUCAGUCACUUUGGCGAUCGACGAACUUGCAUGGGUUUGUGUUUAUCUUUACUAAGAUACCGAUGGGUUAAUUACAAACUUGAACAUAUUCAUCAGAAUCUGGAUAGCUGUUUGUUAAACAUCCUCAUUAUCCAAUCAAACGCAAACAAAAAUCUGCUACUUCGGUCUAUUAAAGAAACACAGCACCAGAAAUUCACUCGUGAAUGCAGUCACAAGUCCACUCAAGCAGAUAGGCCUCGUACUCAUAACAACAGUAUGAGUGCUAAAAAUUUACCGAAGUCUUAAGGACAUUACUAGGUAAUACUCCUUGCAUCAAAGUGGAAUGAAUGCACACAGAUGAUAUCAUCACUUAUACAACUGAAGAACCGUAUGCAUUUAAAGUUGAAAGCAAGCUUAGUCAUCAACCGAUGAAAUAAACCGACAAAAUAGAGAACUAUGUAUUUUAUAUGUUACAUAAAUUAUUUUAUCUAACGUUAUGGCAUCCCGGUUGGGAUGGCAAAUAUAGGAAAACAACAGUGCUCUGAGAAACGAUGUCUGAAUCCAGGUUGAGUACACAAAAUCGAUAAGCAAAAUAAAAUGUAACCAGCCAGAAUUAUCGUGGCCAUGGAACUGCGGGGAAUCACUGUCGAAUAUGAUAUAAAUAAUAAAAUACUUUUCGUAGAAAAGGUGCUUCAAUAAAGAGACACUAAUGUAAGGGUCGUAUCU